Trichoderma aggressivum f. europaeum is the source of this 1194-nucleotide messenger RNA. RefSeq lists its product as uncharacterized. The record is from RefSeq and is a predicted model, not a curated record. Gene Ontology annotation, biological process: proteolysis. Gene Ontology annotation, molecular function: metalloexopeptidase activity. The coding region runs from base 1 to 1194 and encodes 397 amino acids. Lineage: Eukaryota; Fungi; Ascomycota; Sordariomycetes; Hypocreales; Hypocreaceae. The transcript is spliced from 3 exons.
AUGAAGUUCCUACAAACCUCUCUUAUCGCGGCCGCCCUGCCUGCUGCCCUCGUCAGCGGUCGCUUCGUCGUGGAGAACGAGGGCGACAAUGUUCAGCUCGACGAGCCGGCCAAGUACCUCGUCGAGCUGAGCCCCGGCGAGACACAAUGGGUUACCGAGGAGGACAAGUGGGAUCUUAGACGUAACGGCCAAAACUUCAUGGACAUCACCGACACACAAGAGCUGGGCACCCUCCGCGCCAAGACUAGCCAAGCUUCCGUCGCGUUUCCCGACAAGUGCGUCAAGCAGAAGGAGGUUGGUGAGCUGGCGGGCCACCUGACCAAGGACGGGAUGCGCAGGAAUCUCGAGAAGCUGACCAGCUUCCACACCCGAUACUACAAGUCCGACUACGGCCGGCAGUCGUCAGAAUGGGUCUUGGAGAGGAUCAACGGCAUCAUCAAGGAUGCUGGCGCCGAGGACACCGUGACUGCGGAGCACUUUUCCCACUCGUGGCCGCAGAGCUCCGUCAUUGCGAGAAUCCCCGGCAAGACCAACACCACCGUCGUCAUUGGUGCUCACCAGGAUUCCAUCAACCUGUGGCUCCCCUCAAUUUUGGGUGCUCCUGGCGCCGACGACGAUGGAAGUGGCACGGUUACCAUCAUGGAAGUGUUCCACACGCUGCUCAAGGCCAAAGACGUUGUUGGCGGGUCUGCACCCAACACUGUCGAAUUCCACUGGUACAGUGCCGAGGAGGGCGGUCUCCUAGGCAGCCAGGCCAUCUUCCAGUCGUACGAGAAACAGGGCCGCGACGUCAAGGCCAUGCUCCAGCAGGACAUGACUGGCUUUGUCCAGGGAACCGAGGAUGCGGGCAAGCCGGAGAGCGUUGGCGUCAUCACCGACUUUGUUCACCCCGGCCUCACUGCUUUCAUCAAGAAGGUCAUCGAGGAGUACUGCAGCAUUCCCUGGGUGGAGACCAAGUGCGGCUAUGCUUGCUCUGACCACGCCUCUGCGUCAAAGGCCGGUUACCCUUCUGCCUUUGUUAUCGAGUCUGCAUUCGAGAACUCGGACCAGCACAUCCACGGCACCGAGGAUCUCAUCAAGUACCUGUCUUUUGACCACAUGCUUGAGCACGCCAAGAUGACUCUGGGCUUGGUCUACGAGCUCGCAUACCACGACUUUUCUUCAAAGGCGGUUGAGGAGCCAUCAGAAUUGUAA